AUCCUUCACACAGACCGAGCUCCGGUGCUCGCCAUGCCGGGCCCGGCGGCCGGUAGUAAAUCUCGGGUGUACGCCGAUGUCAACACUCUGAAGAGCAGGGAAUAUUGGGACUAUGAGGCCCACGUGCCCAGCUGGAGUAACCAGGAGGACUACCAGUUGGUGCGCAAGCUGGGCAGGGGGAAGUACAGCGAGGUGUUUGAAGCUAUCAACAUCAACAACAAUGAGAAGGUGGUGGUGAAGAUCCUCAAGCCUGUCAAGAAAAAGAAGAUCAAACGUGAAAUCAAGAUCCUGGAGAACCUAAGAGGAGGAACCAACAUCAUCCGAUUGGUCGACACAGUAAAGGACCCUGUGUCCCGAACGCCUGCGCUUGUCUUUGAAUGCAUCAAUAACACAGAUUUUAAGGAGCUCUACCAGAAGUUAACAGAUUUUGAUAUACGUUUUUACAUGUAUGAACUGCUGAAGGCUCUGGACUACUGCCACAGUAUGGGGAUCAUGCACCGUGACGUCAAACCUCACAAUGUGAUGAUCGACCACCAGAUGAGGAAGCUGCGUCUGAUAGACUGGGGCCUAGCGGAGUUCUACCAUCCUGCCCAGGAGUACAAUGUCAGGGUGGCAUCUCGAUACUUCAAAGGUCCUGAACUCCUGGUGGACUACCAGAUGUAUGACUACAGUCUGGACAUGUGGAGUCUGGGCUGUAUGCUGGCCAGCAUGAUCUUCAGGAAAGAGCCUUUCUUCCACGGCCAAGACAACUACGACCAGCUGGUCCGCAUUGCCAAAGUGCUGGGGACCGACGAGCUGUUUGGAUACCUGCGCAAAUACCACAUCGAACUGGACCCUCGCUUCAAGGACUUGUUAGGACAGCAGAGCAGGAAGCGCUGGGAGCAGUUUGUCCAGACGGAGAACCAGCACCUGGUGAGUCCAGAGGCCCUGGACCUGCUGGACAAGCUGCUGCGCUACGACCACCAGCAGAGGCUGACGGCCACCGAGGCCAUGGAGCACCCCUACUUCUACCCCGUGGUAAAGGAGCAGUCUUUGUCCAAUUCUGAUGGCAACAUGGUGUCCACUGGAUCAACUACAGCUCGAUGAGAACGGGUGGAUGUUGGUUACCUCGUCUCUUAACCCCUCUGUGGCAGAAACCUCUACAAGUGUACAGUGACUGUGGAUCAAAGCAAUGCCCACCAGUAACACACACUCACACACAUGCACCCACACACACACACACACACACUCCUUCUCUGUGUCAGUCUCUGCGGUUGGCUGGCCCCAGCUGUGUGUGAAGCAGCCAGACCCAAUGAGACUCAUUUGAUACCGUCACUGCUGCCUUCCUGCCCUAUCCCUCCCUUCCUCCUCUCCCUCACACUCCCUUUUCUCAGUAGGUAAACAGAAGCCCCCCCCCCCCCCCCCCUCUUGUUAAUCUAAGCAUGGAGAAUGAAAAGGAGUGCCAGACUGCCCCCCCUCCUCCCCCCCCCCCCCCCCGGCUGUCUGUCUACCAGUCCAGUAGCCUGUCCCUGACAGACCUCGGCUCUGGCUCCAUUCUGCUGUUGUAUUCCUGACAUGGUGGACCUCUCUGCUCCAGCUAGAACGACCACGACGAUGAUGACGAUGAUGAGGCCGCCGAUGAUGAUAAUAAUAUUAAUGGAAAUAAAAUGAUUUUUAUUUAGAUGAA
Osmerus eperlanus (European smelt) is the source of this 1666-nucleotide messenger RNA. It is a transcript of the gene csnk2a2b, whose product is annotated as casein kinase 2, alpha prime polypeptide b. The coding region runs from base 34 to 1086 and encodes 350 amino acids. The record is from RefSeq and is a predicted model, not a curated record. Gene Ontology annotation, biological process: peptidyl-threonine phosphorylation; peptidyl-serine phosphorylation; regulation of chromosome separation. The transcript is spliced from 12 exons. Gene Ontology annotation, molecular function: protein serine/threonine kinase activity; ATP binding. Lineage: Eukaryota; Metazoa; Chordata; Actinopteri; Osmeriformes; Osmeridae. Gene Ontology annotation, cellular component: protein kinase CK2 complex; cytosol; nucleus.